Messenger RNA from Coniophora puteana RWD-64-598 SS2, 360 nucleotides. RefSeq lists its product as uncharacterized. Bases 1 to 360 code for a protein of 119 amino acids. The transcript is spliced from 2 exons. Lineage: Eukaryota; Fungi; Basidiomycota; Agaricomycetes; Boletales; Coniophoraceae. The record is from RefSeq and is a predicted model, not a curated record.
AUGGCAGGUGAAACUGCAGAAAAGAAGUGGAACACAGACUCUACACUUGAGUGCCCACAGUGCCACGAGAUCGUAACCGUUGGCUUCGGCGGCGAGGAGAACCUAAAGAUUCACAAGAAGUCGAAUAAAUGCAAGGCGACGAUUGCAAAGCGUGCCGCCGAAGAAGAGAAGAAGAAGCCACGCACUGGCAAAGGCACGCUCUUCAGUCUGGGGAUACAAAAGCUUGUCGGCACCGCGAAGAGCAAGUCAGUUCCUCGCAAGAAGCAGGCUGGAGUAUUGCACUCACCUUCCACACCCCUUCGACCGGCAAUGCCCACUCUCACAUCGGCCGGCCCAAGUUCCUAUAAAACAGUAUUGUAA